GUAACAGAGCCAGCUGCAGAGAAAACAGAGCAAUUCGAAACAGAGCCUCUCUGCCUCUCAACUCCAUUAACCAGCGUAGAGAGAGAGAGAGAGAGAUUUGAUGGGUAUUGAUAUCUUUACUUCACCGACUUGAUGGUUUUUCCAGUCUGCCUUCCAUCAUCAAUGGUAGCUUUACUUUUAUACUGCUUUUGUUGUCUUUUGGAGAGGGAAAAAGGAACGAAAGAAGCCAAAGGUAGUUCCCAUGGGUAGCA
This is a messenger RNA of Linum tenue, 251 nucleotides long. NCBI's taxonomy places the organism in Eukaryota, Viridiplantae, Streptophyta, Magnoliopsida, Malpighiales, Linaceae. The record is from the annotation of a GenBank genome assembly.